GUGGAGCUUUGUGUGCGGACCGGACGUGAAGACAGAGCUGACUUCCGGUUGUGUCAGUGGGUGAAAGGUGAAGAAGACGUGUGGAGGUUCUAUAAUCACAGACAGUGAGAACUUCAGAUUUUCCUCUGGAACCUUUGACGAUGCUGCAGAACACAGGGAAGUUAGCCGGCUGCACGCUCUUCAUCACUGGAGCAAGUCGAGGCAUCGGUAAAGCCAUUGCGCUGAAAGCUGCCAGAGAUGGAGCCAACAUCGUUAUUGCUGCCAAGACAGCUGAGCCCCACCCCAAACUACCAGGGACCAUCUACACAGCUGCUCAGGAGGUGGAGGCAGCGGGGGGGAAAGCGUUGCCCUGUAUAGUCGACAUCCGUGAUGAGAAGCAGGUGGGAGAAGCUGUUAAGAAAGCCGUGGAGAUGUUUGGAGGUAUCGACAUCCUGGUGAACAACGCCAGCGCCAUCAAUCUGACGGGAACCCUAGACACGCCAAUGAAGAAGGUGGAUCUGAUGCUGGGAGUCAACAUGAGAGGAACAUACAUGACUUCUAAGCUGGUCAUCCCUCACUUGCUGAAGAGUCGCAGCCCUCACAUCCUGAACCUGUCACCGCCACUCAACCUCAACCCAGUGUGGUUCAAGAACCACACAGCGUAUACGAUGGCAAAGUACGGUAUGUCCAUGUGCGUCCUGGGAAUGGCCGAAGAAUUCAGAGGUCAAAUUGCUGUCAACGCCCUCUGGCCCAAAACAGCGAUCCAGACUGCAGCCAUGGACAUGUUGGGUGGGGAGGAAGUUGGUAAGCAGUGUCGUACAUCGGACAUCAUGGCAGAUGCCGCUUACGCAAUCCUGUCCCAACCAAAGGACUACACAGGCCACUUCGUGGUGGACGAGGACAUCCUUAGAGAGCAGGGCAUCCAAGACUUUGAGCAGUACGCAGUCCAACCAGGUCACCCUCUGCUGCCAGACUUCUUCCUGGACGAAGCACCAGAGGUGCUGGCCCAACAGAUGGAGCAACAUGGGGCGACCCCAGCCUUCAAAUCAUCGUCUUCGACCACGCCUCCGUCCAGUGGACCAAUAGAAAGCACGUUUGAUGUCAUCAGAGGAGUCAUUAACGAUGACUUGGUCAAGUCGACCCAGGGCAUUUAUCAGUUUGACCUGUCAGGAGAACACGUGGGCGUUUGGUUUCUGGACUUGAAGAGUGGCUCUGGCAGUGCGGGGCCGGGCCAGCCAUCAAUCAAAGCUGAUGUCAUCAUGACGAUGGACUCCAAGGACUUCAGCAAGAUGUUCGCAGGUAAAUUGAAGCCCACAAUGGCCUUCAUGUCCGGAAAGCUGCGGAUUAAAGGAGACAUGACGCUUGCCCUCAAACUGGAGAAACUGAUGGGCCGCAUGUACAAGGCUCAUCUGUGAGACUGAAGCCCCGCCCACAGCUCCUAUCAGGCCCCCCUCGACAAUGUUUGUUGCUGUACAUGUUGCCUUGACGACAAAAAUAAUGUCAUUAAAUGCAAGACAUGAGUAAAGUCUGCGUUAAUAAUAAAGUGUGGUUUAAUCAUGACACUGCUCAUGUGACUGAGAAGUGACCUCAUCAUGACACCGUAGUGAUGAAACUGUGAUGUCAUGAAACAUGUAGAAACCAGCACCUGACUUGACAUGUGAACACGCGUGUUCUGGUUUACAGUAGUUUUAUAGAAUCCAUGAUGUCACAUGCAGAAACACAAGAUUCUGAUCUUAUUUCCAUGACUAUUAUUAAUACAUUAUAUUAAUCUUAUUAAAUAAUAUUAGCUCAGUAGGGACAGAGUUAUUCUUGAUUUUAAUGUACGUUGACAAGUGACGAGAUCAUUAUCGUUUUGCCUAUAAGUUUGUGUUUUACUUAACGAUUCCCCCAGGGGGCACCAGAGAGCUCUGACUGUACAGAACUACCAGAUGGGUGUGUUGUGAACAAUAAACUGGAAUUUUGAACUCUU
Molecule: messenger RNA, 1948 nt
Organism: Hippoglossus stenolepis (Pacific halibut)
Lineage: Eukaryota; Metazoa; Chordata; Actinopteri; Pleuronectiformes; Pleuronectidae
Gene: hsdl2
Product: hydroxysteroid dehydrogenase like 2
Exons: 11
Coding region: 141-1394 (417 amino acids)
Cellular component (GO): mitochondrion
Source: RefSeq, a predicted model, not a curated record